Lycium barbarum (goji berry) is the source of this 1515-nucleotide messenger RNA. RefSeq lists its product as uncharacterized. Gene Ontology annotation, molecular function: mRNA binding. Lineage: Eukaryota; Viridiplantae; Streptophyta; Magnoliopsida; Solanales; Solanaceae. Gene Ontology annotation, biological process: mRNA processing. Gene Ontology annotation, cellular component: exon-exon junction complex. The record is from RefSeq and is a predicted model, not a curated record. Bases 110 to 1123 code for a protein of 337 amino acids. The transcript is spliced from 4 exons.
AAACACAAAACAACCUAUCUGGCUUACAUAAGCUUCCAACCCAUGGUAGGUAGGUCUCAGCACCAUUUAUGAGCCAAGUUAUUAUCAUCUCUCUUCAAGAUUUACCCUAAUGUCGUCUCGUCGAGAAGGUCGCGACUCUGACUCUAAACGUCACCGUUCUCGAUUCGAUCAAGAACCCAGUCCAAAGAGAUCUAGGAAACACAGUAGACAAGAAACUGAGAGGCCACCUACCGCACACAAUUUAGAUGGUGGAAACAAUUCAGAACGGGAUUUAAAAUACCACCGUCGGGUGCAAGAUACUGUGCCUCUUGAUGCUCCAUCAGCACAAGAUUCGAAGUCAGAAAGAAAUGCGAGGAAACCAGCUGAUAUUGUAACAGUUAAAGAUGACGGGAUCAAAGGUUCUUCUGGUCCCAAUGAAGGAUCUCGUCAUCGAUCAUCCAAACACUCUUCAAAUCCAUCAGAAGUGCCUCGUUCUACCUCGUUUUUUCAGCACGAUGAGCGUGGUAGUGCUGGGCAAGUUGAUCGAAGCUCCAGGCAUAAGGCAGCAACUGAGCGAGGAUGGUGGAAAGAUGCGAUAGAGCCGUCAAACAGAGCCACAACAAAUGAUAAGCAGAUGUAUGAUGAGAAGAGCAAAGUUUCAGGCAAACAAAAUGAUGGUUGGCGCCAUGAUAGGUACUUUGAAGUAAAGGAAGAUCCUAAACCACCUGUGAAGAAAAGGUCAUUUAGGGAGGAAAAGAUUCCAGUGGAUACUGAGAAAGUUGAUAAGGCAGCAACGGAGCCUGUUAAGCCUAAUCCGUCUCACCCUGAAGUGGACAACGGAAGAAAGAAUGGAAGAGCUGACCAUAUGCCACGUCAUCCUGGUAGAUAUGAGAGACCAUUUACUGGUGAGAGGGAUGCAAAUAGGGGUGAAACAUGGAGGGGCAAGUUUCCAUCAAGAGACAGGUACCAUGGCAAUGGUGGUGACUACAGGGGGAGAGACAGAUUCAAUUCAAGGCAAGGACAAAAUCCAAGUAAGGUGGUUGAAAAGUGGAAACAUGAUCUUUAUGAUGAGGCAAAUAAGAGUCCAACUCCUAAGAAUGAAGAAGAUCGAAUAGCAAAAAUCGAAGCACUGUUGGCUUCAUAGCGCCCUUGUCCUGCUGUGAAGUGGUAGUUCCCUUUUCUUUUUUUUUUUUCUUUUUUUUGUGGUAAAAAAAGCUAGGGUGGAUUAUUACUGAUGGUCGAAGCUGUUGCUGUACAAUCCUCUCCCUUAUUAUUUUAGGCAAUGCACAUUUGUAUCUGUUGCUUGGUUUUGUGUUUAGUGGUACUCCUAGCAAUAUGAUUUUAGUGGUGGACUCGAAGAAAGUUGCUCCAGAUGCUGUUUUUGGUGGCGUGCUCUGUCAACAUUGAUAGUGAUGGCACCAAGGAUUUACUACAGCAUAGACCCGAUGUUCAUUUUCGAUUUCUUCUGUAUGGAAUUUUUGAAUUCAUCUUUGGUUAACAAAAUCUGCAGUAAAAUACCGUGCAACAUUAUCUUUA